Messenger RNA from Cajanus cajan (pigeon pea), 2040 nucleotides. RefSeq lists its product as uncharacterized. Lineage: Eukaryota; Viridiplantae; Streptophyta; Magnoliopsida; Fabales; Fabaceae. The record is from RefSeq and is a predicted model, not a curated record.
UCUAUCACCUUCUAUAUAGUGAUGGAAUGAAGAUGAGUGUGCAAAAUUCAUCAUCUCCUCACAACCCUUUUAACUAUUCCUGAUUUCUGAAGCAUCUGACGGUGGAGGAUUCAUCACAGAGUGUCUUUUAUUAGAACAAUAUACGAGUAAGAGAGGUUCAUAGAUCUUCAGCAUUUAAGACUCAUGUGGUCCUCUACUUUAUAACCAGCUCAGUAGUAAUGGAAUUUUUGUUGGCUCUGCUGCUAACUACAGCACCUGAAACAGUGAAAUUUGAAAGCUCUCUUUCUUUAAAAGCCUUCUUUCUUUCUUUCUACUCUAGAGACUAGAGAGGACUCAAGUUCUACCCAGGCCUCGAUACAUUGUAUUCACUUCCUUCGUUUCUGUUCUUUUUUCUUCAAGGAUCCACAGUAAUUCAUCACAAAUCUUGCUUCUUCUUCAUCUCCUACUUAACAACCUGAUGAAACUUUCAGAAUUUGAUUUGCAGACUCAAACCUCAGUUUCUGAAAAGCUCCUUUCUCUUCUUAUUCUUGUGAAGAACUGGUGCUUGUUCAUGUUCAUGUUCAUGUCCUAGUUGAUAAAAUUCCUCCCUCCCCUAGAAGUUUUUAGUUUCUGGGUCUUAUUCUUCUCAUUUUUCCAAGCAGAAAAGUCCUUUCUUUUUUUUCAAAUCUGGGUGUUGUGAAGAGUUAUUAUUAGUCUGCAACAUGCCAGUGAUGGAUAUUUUUCAAAACCCAUCGUCUCUCAAAUCGAACAGAUUUGAAACAGCCAUGUGGGCUGCAAAGUUUGUGCUCAUGUCCAUGGGGGUUAUCUCCACUCUUGUUUUGUUGAAAGUGGCCAUAGUCCCAUACACAUUCCACCUUAUUCUCUCAACCCUUCCUCAAUUCUGGGUCUCACUUAGAAGCUGGCUAACUCUCCCAUUCCUUUACAUAAUUGUCAACUUCAUCAUCAUCACCAUUGCAGCUUCCUCCAAAAUCAAUAACCCCAAACCCUUUUCUGAGUCUGAUCCUAAGCACACAUCUGCCAAAGAAGAAGAAAAGGAGGUUGAAGAAGAAGAGCAAGGACAACACCAACACCAACAAGAAGAAGAAGAAGAAGAAGAGGAAGUUGAAGAACAACACCACCAACAAGAACAACAACAAGAAGAACAAGAUGAGGAAAAGGAGUUUGAAGAGCUUGGUUUGUCUUGUGACAAAUUCAUCAUCCACCACCCUUUGCUUGAAAAUUGCACCAACGAUUAUUUCUUGCCGGAUUCAGAUGGUGGUGAUGACACACUGGAAGCCACAUGGAGGGCUAUAAUGGAGGGACAGGGGAAAACUAUGAGGCCACAGCUGAAGAAGAGUGACACAUGGGGUGCUAGAAUUGCAAAGGCAGAGCCAUUCAAGCGCAAUGGGGAGGGUGGUGGUGAUGAUGACCCUGUGGCUUGGGCUCAGAAGGAGCUUAAAAAGUCUGAUACUUUCAAUGAUAGAGCCUCUCUGAGGAGGGAAAAAUCCAUGAGUCCCGAGGAACUGAAUCGCAGGGCAGAAGCCUUCAUUAAGCAGUUCAACAAUCAGAUGAAGUUGCAGAGGCUCGAAUCUUACCAGCGGGUCAGGGAAAAGGUAAAUCGAGGUGUUUGAUCAUGUGGCCUAUCUUUCUGCUUUUUCACCACUCACAGUGAAAAUUUAGCUAAAUGAGAAUCUCUGGAAGUAUAUUAACCAUUUUGGAGGACUUGCUGUGUACAUAUUUUUGCUGCUGAGACCGUGUGAAGAAGCCAAGACAAGUAUAAGACAUGGUGUACUUUUUUCCCUUGUCAAGUUUCUUGUGACAUAGUGGGCAUAAGUUAGUUUCUCCCUAAUCUGUUGUGCUCUUUCUUUGGUCUAGAUCUUUUCUCUACAUGUUCAACCUAAACUAUUCAUAAGUGUAGUGCUUCUUAUGUUACAUAAUGUUUGUAAUAUGUAGUUUGAACCCUAGGUAGCAUUAUGAGGGUAUUUUUAAAAUCGAAUUAAUGUACAAUUUAUGCAGACCUAAUAAUUUACCAGUUAAUUCAGCUUUAAAAUGCUUCUUGAA